This is a messenger RNA of Dryobates pubescens (Downy woodpecker), 1203 nucleotides long. RefSeq names its product isocitrate dehydrogenase (NAD(+)) 3 non-catalytic subunit beta (gene IDH3B). Gene Ontology annotation, biological process: tricarboxylic acid cycle; isocitrate metabolic process. The coding region runs from base 1 to 1203 and encodes 400 amino acids. Lineage: Eukaryota; Metazoa; Chordata; Aves; Piciformes; Picidae. The transcript has 11 exons. Gene Ontology annotation, cellular component: mitochondrion. The record is from RefSeq and is a predicted model, not a curated record. Gene Ontology annotation, molecular function: oxidoreductase activity, acting on the CH-OH group of donors, NAD or NADP as acceptor; magnesium ion binding; NAD binding.
AUGGCAGGAAUUCUCCCUGAGACUGAUUUUUGUGCUGAAGACCCCAAAAUGAAGCAGCAGGCAGCUUCAGACAAUGCCAGGUCAGAGAGCAGCUUCCAGGUCACCAUGGUGCCCGGGGACGGCGUGGGCCCCGAGCUGAUGCACGCCGUCAAGGAGGUGUUCAAGGCUGCCAGCGUGCCUGUGGCCUUCGACGAGCAUCACCUGAGCGAGGUGCAGAACAUGGCCUCAGAAGCAAAACUGGAUGAGGUGAUUGGCUCCAUGAAGGAAAGCAAAGUGGCCUUGAUAGGGAAGAUCCACACCCCCAUGGAGUACAAGGGAGAGCUGGCUUCCUACGACAUGAGGCUCAGGCGCAAGCUGGACCUGUUUGCCAACGUGGUGCACGUGAAGAGCCUCUCGGGCUACCAGACACGGCACAACAACCUGGACCUCGUCAUCAUCCGCGAGCAGACCGAGGGGGAGUACAGCGCCCUGGAGCACGAGGUGCGGCCCCCGGACGGGCGCCUGCCCCGCCGCCAGAGCUGCCCAGCGCCGCCAGAGCUGCCCAGCGCCGCCGAGGGGCCGGCUGCAGCAGCUAGUGUCAAGGGAGUCAUCGAGUGCCUGAAGAUCAUCACCAGGGCCAAGUCCCAGCGCAUCGCCAAGUUCGCCUUCGACUACGCCACCAAGAAAGGGCGCUCCAAGGUCACGGCCGUGCACAAAGCCAACAUCAUGAAGUUAGGCGACGGACUCUUCCUGCGCUGCUGUGAGGAAGUGGCAGAGCUGUACCCCAAGAUCAAAUUUGACACCAUGAUCAUUGACAACUGCUGCAUGCAGCUGGUGCAGAACCCCUACCAGUUUGACGUCCUGGUGAUGCCCAACCUCUAUGGGAACAUCGUGGAUAACCUGGCGGCAGGGCUGGUGGGCGGCGCCGGCGUGGUGCCCGGCGAGAGCUACAGCGCCGAGUACGCCGUGUUCGAGAUGGGUGCCCGGCACCCCUUUGCCCAGGCCGUGGGCAGGAACAUCGCCAACCCCACUGCCAUGCUGCUCUCGGCCUCCAACAUGCUGCGGCACCUCAACCUGGAGUUCCAUGCCAACCUCAUCUCCGAUGCGGUGAAGAAGGUGAUCAAAGGCGGCAAAGUUCGGACACGGGACCUGGGCGGUUACUCCACCACCUCUGACUUCGUCAAGUCUGUGAUUGACAGCCUGCACCCCCACUAUGGUGCCUAG